Varanus komodoensis (Komodo dragon) is the source of this 4525-nucleotide messenger RNA. Its product is annotated as synaptotagmin-like protein 2. The transcript has 16 exons. The record is from RefSeq and is a predicted model, not a curated record. Gene Ontology annotation, molecular function: neurexin family protein binding; small GTPase binding. Lineage: Eukaryota; Metazoa; Chordata; Lepidosauria; Squamata; Varanidae. Gene Ontology annotation, biological process: exocytosis; intracellular protein transport. The coding region runs from base 416 to 3370 and encodes 984 amino acids. Gene Ontology annotation, cellular component: exocytic vesicle; plasma membrane.
GGAAGCAGGUACCGGGACAGCUGGCACGUUCAUCCUCUGACUUUCUUCCAAGCCAAUAGCUGCCCUUCUUCUCGUCUGGACCGUGCAGUGAAGUGGACACAGUGACUCUUCCACUUGUGGAUGGACAAAGGGGCCAAACUCUCCCGGGAAGGUUGUUUUCGUCCGCAGGGGCAUGCUGUAGAGAGAACUGGGCCAAAGAAGAACAGACCUGUGCGGGGGAGUUCCAGUUUGCAUCUGCCGCCAGGCGCACCUGCAAAAAAUGCUGUUGUGAACGGCAAGAAUUACAUGUGUAUCCCGACCUGAAAUAAUCCCCCGCAGGCUCUCUGUUCACGGCUCAGUGGCCUCCUCAUUCCUGUCGUCGCUGCUUCUGGUAUGCGCGCGCUUGGCUGGGCUGAAGUGCUGCCAGGAGGGAAAGAUGCUGGACCUCAAUUUUCUGACCGAGGAGGAGUAUGGGAAGCUGAUGCAGGUGCUUCAGAGAGAUGCAGAACUCAAAAGGAAGGAUGGGGAUCGCAUAAGACGGAUGCAAAGGUCGCUGAAGGAUGAAAAGAAAAAGAAAUGUCUGACCGGCCAAUGGUUCCAUGAGGUGAAGGCUCAGCGGUUCCAGGAGGAAUUGGAAGGAACAGAGCUACUCCGAGCUUCCAUUAAAAAGAAAAGGAGUGACUCUGGAUAUGAGAAUAACGAGCAUGCCCGAGAGAGUCCGGAAUCCGGGGAGGCAUCACUGCCGUCGGAAGCCACCGUUUUGCCCUCCCCUAGUUCAGAAGAAGAAAGAUCGUGUGAGCCUUUUUUGGAUUCGGCACAAGAACACAGAGCCAAGCCUAAGCCAAGACUGAGGCUGUCUACCCUGCCCUCCACUACAGAAAAGAGAUCCAGCCUGGAUGAUACCUCGCCAGUGGACAGUGGCGUUGGAGUAAGUCCAUUCCUGGCUACAAGAAGCGACUCACCAGAGUAUGGGAAAGGAUGCGAGAACUUGCAGGAUGCGAGAAUGUCUGCGAAACUUGCUGAAGGGGAGCUUGAUGGUUUCCUUUGCUCAGCUGGAGGGGAGGUUGUGGAUCCUGCUGCAGAACAUCAAGCAGUUCGACCAGUUCAGAGUGAAGAAGAUCUCACUCCUAGCAGGAUACCUGUGAAGAGAAAGUCCAGCAGGGGAUUGUCCUCUCCCAUCACAGACACAGACAAUGGAGCUGAGACACAUGAGUUGGGUCUCUCCAGAAAAGAAUCACUGAAAGGCUCAAGGCUGCCCACCCUAAGAAAGGAAAACAGCCAUCCAGUGAAACACGGAGCUAACUACACUGUUUCCUCGAUGAGUAACAAAGAUGAGGAAAUUGGGCUUGAUCGGGAACAUUUCAAGAACCUGAAGAACUUUUGGGAGAAGGGAAGUGAGUCUGCCUUGGCCAACGAUAUGUCCGAAAAACCCAUAGAGAGGGCCAACAACAUGGAAGGGAAUGGGAGGCCAUCCAGACUGAACUGGUCACUCUCCGCCCCUUGCACCCAAAGUGGUGACGACAGACCCAGUGGUACUGUGCACCCCAAAACCAGAGUCCCCUACAGAACACCAGCCUCCAUAUCUUCCAGUGAGGAUGAGCCCACCUACAUAUCGCCCCCAAGAAAGGGAUCUGGAUCAGCCAUCCCCAGGUCCACCUACGGCAGAAGCAAAGGGGCAAUGAUCAACAGAAGCAACCUCAGUGAUGGGGAUGGGAAGUCGUCCCAAGCAGAGGAGGAGAAGAAAGUGCCGCGCUGCCCGAGGAGGUCCAAGCUGCCGAUCCGCGUGCCGUCCAUCAAGCUCGAGACGCCAGCCCCACAGCAAGCGGGGAUUAUUUUCGAGCCAGAGACACCCGCCGAUGAGUUUGUCAUGGCAGAAGAAAGCAAGCACAGGCAUGAUUCGUUGUCUGGUAGGGUUCAGAUACUGAUCGAAUCUGUCCCUUCGGAGGACGCUGAUCAGGCUGCCAGUGCUGCGGAAGAGAACUCUGAUGUGGGCACUGCGGGCGAGCUGGAAGGGAAGGAGACGGUCUCUGUGGAGGAGCAACAGAUGUGCAGCUCAGAAGGGAACCUGCUGCAGAACGAAGCUGCUGCUGAAAGAGGGAAGGCUCAAGAAAUGGCGUCCUCUUUGCUUUCAGAGGCUGACAGAUAUCGAGUCCCCAUUGCCAAGAAAAUAACCCGCCCCAAUGGCUACCAUCUUGCAAAGAGCAUGGUGAACCUCUAUACAACCACCGAAACCUAUACGAAGCCUCAGAUGCUAACCCACCAGUAUCUUGAGCCCGAGAGAGCCAAGGAUCUGACGAAAUCCACCCCCCUCCUGCUCUCCGAAACGGAAUCAGACACGGCUUCCGAACUCAGCUUCCAAUUCAGCAGGCACAAGAAAUGUCCGAGUGUGGGGAGCCAUUCCUCUGAUAUGGCCUCGGUUUCUUCGGUGAGCGGCAGCGUCCUGAGCGUGUACAGCGGAGACUUUGGGAGCGUCAGUGCCCAGGGGCUGGUCCAGUUCGCCUUGGAUUAUGACGAGAAAAACCGGGAGUUCCAAAUUUUUGUUUCUCAGUGCCAGGACCUGGCUAUCGUGGAUGAAAAGAAGGGGAGAACAGACCCGUAUGUCAAAACAUACCUGCUUCCAGACAAAGCACGGAUGGGGAAGAGGAAAACCUCAGUGAAGAAAAGAACUCUGAGCCCCAUUUAUAAUGAGGUGCUGCGGUACAAAAUAGAAAAAAUGGUUUUGCUGAUUCAGAAACUGAACCUCUCUGUGUGGCACAAUGACCCGUUAGGGCGGAACAGUUUCCUGGGUGAGAUGGAAAUAGACCUGGCUGGCUGGGAUUGGCAGAAUAAUAAACUGAACUGGUACAUGCUGAAACCACGGAGUCUCUCGGCCAUCAAUUCUGUGGAUCACCGUGGGGUGAUGAAUCUGUCCAUCAAGUAUAUUCCACCAGGAAGUCUCGGUCGGAAGACUCCUCCAUCAGGUGAGGUACACAUCUGGGUGAAAGACACGAAGGACCUCCCUCAGUUACGGCCCUCUGGAGUGGACUCCUUUGUGAAAUGCUACGUUCUUCCAGACACCAGCAAGAAGAGCUACCAGAAAACCCGAAUUGUCAAGAGAGACUCCAACCCUGUCUUUAACCAUACGAUUGUGUACGAUGGAUUCCACACGGAAGACCUGAAGGACGCGUGCGUAGAGCUGACCGUCUGGGAUCACGAGAAGCUCACCAACCACUUCCUCGGGGGGAUCCGGCUGGGGCUCGGGACAGGCUACAGCUAUGGGAUUCCUGUGGACUGGAUGGACUCCACGCAGGAGGAGGUGGCUUUCUGGCAGGAGAUGAUGACAACAGCCAAUGAGUGGAUUGAGGGAUCCCUACCUUUGCGAUCCUUGGCUGGAAGGAGAAAGCUGAAAUGAAUUUUUGGCUAAGGAUACAAGAGCGGGCACCGGCCUGUUCAGAUUAUGCUUGCAACAUCCUUCGAAGCAGCAAAGCACCUUUUUGUUUCCCAGAAAGAGCUGGAAAGAUGCAAUACGGAAAUCCUUCCUCAGCUGAUCCCAACCUCAUGGAAGAGCGGCAGUUUACCUUUGCCGCCCGUAUGCACUGCAUCUCAGUAUUUUUAACGAGAUGGUGGCUCUGUGCCCAGAAGACAGAGAGGGAGAGAUGUAAAUAUUUUCUAGGGGAGGUGGUAAAUUUUAUUUUAUUACUGUUUCCACAGUGGUUAUAGUCUUCCUUUUCUGGAGCAAAGGAUGCAGUGGAUCUCACACGGACAUGCAUGGAGAGAUGCACGCACACACCAAGAAAGUGUGCAUGCUAAUGUAAAUGCCAUGCAAAAAGGAUCUACUAGGAUAGAUACACAGAUGUUGCUUUACGCUGACCCAAACCAGCAAUCUACCUCGCCAGGAUACGUCUCUUCCAGGAAUGGGCCAAAGAUUGCAGUCUAAUCAAUUCAUAAUUUUUAGUGCAGGGGUAUAGGACCUCCAAAUCCGGACUUCUGGGUUUCCCCGGAGGUCCCAUCUGCUUUUCUCGAACCAGCAAUCAUUUAAUGUUUCUGGGGGAGGCUUUUCUGCAGCAUUUUCCCCACUCAAGAACGCUUGUGCUCCUGAGCUCUUGCCAGCAAGAGCUUUAAGCUGCCAUUCACUGGCAGUUUUGGUUGCGCCCUUUUGCCUUCGGCUUCGUCCGUUCCUGGAAUGCAGCCCCAGGGAGCUUCUUGGAAACCAGGCUUAGGACACGGGCCAAAAGAGGUGCUGGAUCUGGUACUUGCUGGUCGUCGAGACUCUUGCUAAGAGCAACCGCUGCUCCAAUCUGGCCAGUGAUGGGAUGAAUGCAGAGUGGGUUCCUUUUUCAGAGUGGGAAAGAGAAUACUGCCUGCUCUUUGACAGACUCUCCUUGCCCUGGCAGGAGAAUAGGAUGAAGUCACAAAUGGUAAAGGCAAGAAGGAUGAAGACAACCAAGAGAAGGCUAGACUCUGCUUUCCUCAUCCUGGAUACAGUUGCCGCGUCCCAGUGACAGUUUCAAUGGUAACAUUUCUUUGCCAGAUUGUUUGCUUUUUAAUUAAAAGUCAAACAGUUGCA